AAUUAUAAUAGUUGCGCUCGUUGCCGUCGUUGCAUUGCAAGACUCUUUUUCGUGUGUUGUGCGUGGAAUAUGUUCAUGUCGUUCAUGUAACAUAAAAAUUGAGUGCGAUACUGAUGGAAAUGUAAGUUAAUUUCAAUUUCGGGUUUCAAAAACUAGAAAUUAAACGAUUGGUGUUCAUUAAUUUGCAAACGCUGUGGUUACUUGAGAUAACAAUUGAAAAUGCUGUGUUGUGCCCUGAAAGCAUUACUGUUACAUGAGAAUAACCUAGAAAGUUUCCUGAGACAGGUUCUCGUCGACAGGAAUCAAAUAUAGUUCCAGCAUAGCCAGUCAAAGGAUGGAUGGGAUUUGGCAAUAGAGAUGAUUCGGUAACUAUUUCCUGGUCAGCUGUCUUAUUCUGUGUACGAUCUAUCGAGCUGUUUGUGAAGGAAAGAGAAAGUUUUACUGUACUUCAUUAGAAAGGUCAUUACUGAGAGAGUCGUGUUUGCUAUCAUUUGAGAAAUGAGUGUUUCACGGUUGCUUCCAUUUAAUUUAACAACAUCUCAAAAGGUGAUUGUGGUGUCCGUUACCGCUGGUGUUGCCGUGCUGGGAGUAAUUGCUAGCUACCUAGGGCGUCGCAGAACUCCCAAGCCUCAACAGCGACGACUUCGCAAACUGGGCGGAAGGAAAGCUCGAAAUAGUGUUCGCAGCCCAAAUGAUAUCAUUUCGUUGGCAGGUUCGAAAGCUUCCGGUCGUUCGUACAGUCCCGGUGGCUCCAUUCAUGGCUUCUCCGACAAAAUGUCACUGGCUUCCGGUUCAUUAGUCGCGGUUGGCGCCGGCACAGGAACUGGUCAGAUCAUCGGAGGAACAACACCACUCACUCCACAGCAACUGGGAGUGAUGGGAAUGGAAGCACUGGAGACCGUGAUUAGCUACUGGGAAGAUGCUCUAAUGGGUCGGAACGAUGUGGAUAUCCCAAACCGAAUUACUGCCGAUCAAGAGGAAUUUUGCAGGGAGUUGCAAAAUUUACUCGACGCAGCAUACAACCUGCAGGAACAGGGUGAGCUGUUGUUCCUGGAUGAACGGUCGGUGUUGUUUCGGGAUGAUGAGAAUAAAACUGCCCACGCUGGCGGUUUGACCAACGGACAUCGGUCUAGUUCGGAUCCGAAUUUUGAUUCUGCCGAGAGUUUUGCUUCCGCUCUAGAUCAGGUCGCCGAUCUACGUGAAUUUGAAGACUAUGGCGAAAUCUUCUCCGACGUGGAGAACUUUCCUCUGUAUCACAGCGCACUGGAACUACUAGACGAUCAACCUAUUCCGUGUCGAACCGUACGUACCGACAUGGUCGGCUGCAAUUCGGACGCUGAGUACUAUGCGAAGCUGCACUGCAUUCGGUUGGCAUUUCAACUGUUGUUCAAGGAUCCCAAGAACACCCGCUGGGUUGCGGAUACCGGUCGACAGAUAUUAACCGAUUUGCUCUGUCUGGGAGAUAAAGAUCCUAAAGACUUUCUCGUGGCAUACGAAUCUAUGCUGGAAUUCCUUCAAAACAUGGACAAUUGGCCAGAUAUCGAGCGCGAGCUAGAAUCCCGGAAUGUAAAAGCCAUGACCUUCUACGAUGUGGUUCUGGAUUUCAUUAUUUUGGAUGCCUUCAGGGAUCUCGAUUCACCUCCAAAUAGUGUCUUAGCAGUCGUCAAUAAUCGGUUCCUCUCGAAUGGAUUUAAGGAAACGGCUCUGACCACGGCUGUCUGGUCGGUCCUGAAGGCUAAGAAGCGUAUGCUCAAGUUUCCAAAUGGCUUCAUGUCUCAUUUUUACUGCAUAACUGAGCAACUGUCUCCUCUCAUGGUCUGGGGGUUUUUUGGUCCCGAUGAAGAUCUGAAGGAGGUGUGCAAAUACUUUAAGGAACAAAUGGUUAGUUUCAUGGUGGACAUUUAUAACUUCAACAAGUGUCGUUACACUACGGUAGAAGAACUAUCAGAGGACAUCCUUACGAAUAUGAGAAUGAGGGUGAACAAUAUAGGUGUUAAGUUCAAUCAAUAAUUACAAUAUUGGCUGCUUUGUAUUUUUGUUGGUUAUUGGUAGUUUAUUGGACCAUUCGUUUUAUCACAAGUUGACUAUCAUGAUUUUAACAUUUCCUACAGAAUAGACAAAUUAUUCAAUUUAACGGAUAUGUCAUGCCUAGAUUAUUUUCUAAGCGUUAGUAAGAAACAAAAAAAUGAGACUUUAGUCAUAGGGUAGUUGUACGGUUUAACAAUUUAUGUAGUAACGAGCUAUUAAGAGAAACGGGCUCAAAUGGGAAGACCAAUUGUAUUCUUUAAAA
Messenger RNA from Topomyia yanbarensis, 2290 nucleotides. Its product is annotated as mitoguardin-like. Gene Ontology annotation, biological process: mitochondrial fusion. The transcript is spliced from 4 exons. Bases 499 to 2010 code for a protein of 503 amino acids. The record is from RefSeq and is a predicted model, not a curated record. NCBI's taxonomy places the organism in Eukaryota, Metazoa, Arthropoda, Insecta, Diptera, Culicidae.